Molecule: messenger RNA, 1578 nt
Organism: Daldinia decipiens
Lineage: Eukaryota; Fungi; Ascomycota; Sordariomycetes; Xylariales; Hypoxylaceae
Exons: 4
Coding region: 1-1548 (515 amino acids)
Biological process (GO): regulation of DNA-templated transcription
Molecular function (GO): zinc ion binding; DNA-binding transcription factor activity, RNA polymerase II-specific
Source: RefSeq, a predicted model, not a curated record
AUGGUAUUUCCUAGCCGCGGCUGCAUUACCUGUAAGACCCGGCGCAUCAAGUGCGAUUCGGUCCAUCCAUUGUGUAGCCGAUGCCAGAAAGCAGGCCGAGAUUGUGUUUGGGAUCAGAACGAAGAAGCUGGUUUACUAUUCAAGGAUGAGAAUGCCUUUGCUCAAGGCAAACCCCGGCGUCCUUGGAAGUCGAAGGCACAAGAAGUAUCAGGACCGGAGGCUGAAGUAGUCGACUCAGCAGUAUUUCCCGUAUCGUCCUCCAUUCCGGCGGAAGAUAAAGCAUUGCAAUUCUGGCUUAAUAAUUACGUAUUCCGAGACGACGAGGUUCCCGAAUUCGCUCGAGAGUAUAACCACUACUCGAUAGCUUGCCGUGAUAUAGCCCAACAUGACUCGAGCCUUCGCCUAAUUAUAUCGGCCCUUUCGCAUGCUGUAUUCGGCCGUGUGAUGCAGUUAGACGAGUCGAUUGAAGAAGCUGAGAAGCUGUUCGCACGAAGCAUUGAUACCGUGCAAAGAGAGACCCUCCGGCUAUCGCAGAGCAAUAUCGACGAGCUUCUCCUUACGACGAUGCUGAUGGCCGACUACAAGGACGUCACGGACAAAUGCUAUGCCCGUCCUAACCAGGAUGAAGUUUCACUUUUGAAUCUCGACGUGACCGGAUCACAGAUCUGGAAGAAUACUUGUCAUUACGACAGAGCUACGGACCUCAUGAGGCAACGACAGCAAAACAAAUGGACGCCGAAUCUUUUUCUGGAUCGAGCCGUGCGACGACGAUUAAUUCGGGUGUGUAUUCUCCGAGGCAUAUCCGUUCCCGAGUGGCUUCGAGACGGGGUUAAGUUCGGUGAGCAAGGCCCCGUUCUAAUCCUUGAUUCGAUCAUGGUCCGCGUAGCCGCCCUCCGUGAGAGGUCGCUUUGUCUUUUCCUUCCGAAAAGUGCAAGAUUCUCAACUCAACCGCAUCCGGGCGACCUUGCAGCCGAGGCUCGAUCACUAGAUGCCGCGUUAGAAUCGUGGUCGGCUGCACUGCCUGAAGAUUGGAAAUUUACUACACGGUCGGGUUCUACGCCGGAUCCUACCUUUGAUGUGCCAAUUCAUGUCUAUGCCACGUAUGGUCACGCUGCCAUAUGGUGUCGAUACUACGCUACCCGUUUGAUUGUCAACAGCAUCCGCAAUAGAGCGCUCUCCGUUAUGGCCCAAUGCUCAUCUCAAAUGUUAUCUGUGGCCUCGGAGCAGGAUACGUGUCUAGGAAAUAUGGCAUCCCUAGGAACAGACUUGUGUCGAAGCAUUCCGAUCUUCUUCACCUCUGUCACUACGGAAGGAAACCCCACGGCUGCAAGAGGAACAGCGACCAACGAUGAUAUUAUUUGCGUUAAUCAAGAAAUCAUACCUAAGCUAGCGACGCUCUUAGCAUGGCCGCUGAUACUGGCGAUCAAUACGGAUAACAUCCCAGAAUUUCAAAAGCAGUGGUUAGAGAAUAAAUUAAAGUCUGUUGCUAACGCUUUAGGAGAUGCCAUUCUUGAAACUGUCACCGAACAGAAUGAAUUGAAGUUCUAGAUAUAGUGCAGAACCCCCUAGUUCUUAAAA